AUUACUAUACUUACCACCAAGCAAAUGUGAAUGAAUGAAUCAGUCCAACCCAUUCCCAUCAUAAACUAAACAAAACCAAACCCGUGUGCGUUCGUUCGUCCCCACUCUCUCUCUUCGCCUAACCCACUAACCAAACAAACUCACUCUCUCUCUCUUUCUUUUUCUCUCCCCCCCCCCCCCCCCCCCCCCAUGGCUUCACAGCAACACGACACCGUUUUCCCCGAAGAAGACAUCGAUGACGAAGAAGACGAAUUUCACGAAUACGAAGAAGAAGAUGAAGAAGACGACGACGUUUUAGUCGAUGACGAAGAAAACGAUCUUCCAUCUGCUUCUGCUUCUAUCUCUGUUCCCUCCGUCACCGUCGCCGUUCCCGGUGGAGCUCUCAGACCUCCAAUUCUAACACCAACCGCAACCACGAUCAUCUUCGCCGACUCAACUUUCUCCUCUGAUUCCAAACGUCAACGUUUGGAUCAAAUUGAGGAGAAAAAACCACUCCUGGUUGAAGAUUCACGCAAGCUUUUUCAACGUCUAUGGACCGACGAAGACGAGAUGGAACUGUUACAAGGCUUUCUCGAUUACACAACACAGAGAGGUUCUUCUCAUCACAACGACACCGCUCAAUUCUACGAUCAAAUCAAAUCCAAGCUUCAGCUCGAUUUCAACAAGAACCAGCUCGUUGAGAAGAUCCGAAGGUUGAAGAAGAAAUACAGAAACGUUGUAAGCAAAAUGAGCUCCGGUAAGGAAUUCGUCUUCAAAACUGCUCACGAUCAAGCCACGUUUGAAAUCUCUCGCAAGAUCUGGAACAACGUGGCGCCAAUCGCCGGUGAUAUUGCUAUAGACGACGAUGAAAUCAAUCUCAAUCCAAUUUCUAACCCUAACCUCAAUUUCACUCCCGUAAUUCUCAAAAGUGAGGUAAAUUCAACCACGCGGAAGCGUUCACGGCCUCGAUCCGUUUCUAUCAGAAGCUUUGAGAAGCGUGAAUCAAAUGAUGCAGUAGCAUCAAACAGAGAUCGUGAUUAUCUCAAUAUCAACCUCAAUAAUCCUAAUCCUAAUCCCUAUCCUAAUCACAAUCAUCAUCCUAAUCCUAAUCCUAAUGCUUAUACUACAACUGCUACAGUUAAUCCUGCAAUAACACCUACAAUUACUACUCCUAAUGUUAAUACUAAUGCUGCAAUUCAUGCUAAUAACUAUAGUAAUAAUUGUAGUACCGCUGGGAAUGGUGUAGCUGGUGUGAUUGAAGAGACAGUGAGGAGUUGUUUAUCGCCGUUUAAGGAAUUGAUGGCUGGUGCAAUGGGAGGAGGACUGUUUGCAUCGCGUGGAAGUUUCGCGAUGAAUCCGUUGCCGUUUCAGAUGAUGAAUUUAGGUUUUGGAGGUGGAGAAUUGGCGGAUGAGAAAUGGAGGAAGCAACAGAUUUUGGAAUUGGAAGUGUAUUCAAAGAGAUUGGAGUUAGUUCAAGAUCAGAUCAAAACAUCUCUUGAUGAAUUGCGUUCAGUUGGUGGAUCAUCUCAACUGUGAAUGUUGCUUCAUCGGUGUUCGAACUAGGGACCUUACAGUUGUGUGUAAGUUUCGGAGAAAAAUCUCAAUCCACAGUUUAGAUUUUAGUUAAUUCUUGUUUUAACUUAGUGCUUAGUUUAAGUUAUUGUAAUUCUUCAAUUUUCUCUUUAUGUUUACUUUAUACAGAUUUGCUUCAUAAUUUAUCCACCAAUAUGGUUGAUGAAAUGAUACUCAUAGUUUAGCAGCUAGCUAGUUACUUUUCAUUCUUAAUUUUUGUUUGUGAUGGAUGAUUUCGUAGAGUAAUAUUGUUUAAUAAAAUACAACCUUGUAAUUGCUUUGGA
Molecule: messenger RNA, 1835 nt
Organism: Medicago truncatula (barrel medic)
Lineage: Eukaryota; Viridiplantae; Streptophyta; Magnoliopsida; Fabales; Fabaceae
Product: probable transcription factor At5g28040
Exons: 1
Coding region: 190-1515 (441 amino acids)
Biological process (GO): regulation of DNA-templated transcription
Cellular component (GO): nucleus
Source: RefSeq, a predicted model, not a curated record